Molecule: messenger RNA, 2235 nt
Organism: Hibiscus syriacus
Lineage: Eukaryota; Viridiplantae; Streptophyta; Magnoliopsida; Malvales; Malvaceae
Exons: 7
Coding region: 1-2235 (744 amino acids)
Molecular function (GO): RNA-DNA hybrid ribonuclease activity; nucleic acid binding
Source: RefSeq, a predicted model, not a curated record
AUGGAUAAAAGGCGAUUUGAUGAAGACAAUGGACAAUUUUUAUCGGAGUUGAAAAUUGGGGAAAACCUGUAUAAAAUAAUUGCUAAAGUGUUAGCAAGGAGAUUAAGAGGAGUGAUUGGAUCGGUGAUAAGUGAGACUCAAUGGGCAUUUAUAGCUGGUCGACAGAUUUUCGAUGGCAUCUUAGUGGCAAAUGAAGUUAUUCAUUCAUUGAAAAUAGAGAGGGGAGGGAGAGGUGGUUUGAUAUUGAAAUUAGAUUUUGCUAAGGCAUAUGACUGUGUCUAUUGGGAGUUUUUGGAUUCUGUGCAGCAUUAUAUGGGGUUUGGAAAUCAAAGAGGACUUUCCAAUGUUAAAAGAAUUUUGAAAUGCUUCGAAUUGGGCUCGGGGUUAAGUAUCAAUUUCAGAAAGUCGUGCUUAGCAGGGGUGAACGUUGAAGAAAAUAAAUUGAUUCAGCUUGCACUUUUGUGUGGAUGUACUGUGAUCUCCUUGCCAUUUAAAUACUUGGGAAUUCCAUUAGGAGCUGAUCCGAGAAGAAUUUCGAUGUGGGAACCUGUUAUUGAAAAAUUUAAAGUCAAACUGGUGGGCUGGAAAAACAGGUUGUUAUCGUUUGCUGGGAGAGUGGUUCUUAUCAAUUCAGUGUUGUCAAUGCUGCCGUUGUAUUAUAUGUCGAUAUUCCCCGUUCCGAAAGUAGUAGUGUCAAAAUUAGAUAAAAUUAGAAGAGGUUUUUUGUGGGGUUAUGAUGGUAACACGAAGAGAUUGCCAAGAGUGAACUGGGGUAGAUUGUGUACUCCGAAAAAGAAAGGUGGGGCUGGAAUAAUUGACUUAAAGGUAAAAAAUAAGGCGUUAUUAGCUAAAUGGGGGUGGAGAUUCGCUAAUGAAAAAUGGGCAUUAUGGAGAUCAGUAAUAUGUCACAAAUACGGCUCAGGCGAUCUGCCUUGGAUGGUUAGUCAAAGAGAAAUAAAAAAUGCUUCUAUAACCUGGAGAGGGAUCGUGAAUAAUUUAUAUAGUGAAGGAUCAACUGAAUGGAUGUGUGGAAAUUCUUUUCUAUGGAUAGUGGGUGACAGAAAAUCAGCAUUGUUUUGGGAGGAUGUGUGGUACGGAGAAAUUGCUUUAAGAUCAAGAUAUCUGCGAUUAUACAUGUUAGUGUCAAGGAAAUAUAUUACGGUGUGUGAAAUGAUUAAUGCAGGCGAUUGGCAGAGCUUAGUCACGACAGCUUUGUUCGAGAGACAUCUGUUGGAUAGGGAGUUAUUCACUGUGCAAAUCAUAAAACGAAAAGUGGACAAGGUGAUAUUAAAUCCGUCUGUGGCCGAUAGGAUUGUAUGGGUGCAUGAAAUCGAUGGGUGGUGGAAUAUUUCAGGGUCAAAUAUGCAGACAGUGGACGAAGUUUUUGAUUUUUGCUAUAAGAUUAGAUGGCCAGGAUCUAUAGCAUUGGCUUGGUUUGUUAGUUUCGCAACUACGCUAUGGAGUCUAUGGCUGGCUAGGAAUGAUUUUGUUUUUCGAAAUCAAAGUACUAAACUUAAAGAUCUGCUUGUUUAUGUGAAGAUGAGAGCGUAUGCUUGGUAUAAGUCGGCUGCUGCAUAUCUAUGUCCCAAGUCCGUUUGGAAGCCGCCUGCAUCGGGCCAGAUGAAGUUCAACGUGGAUGGCUCAGCUACAAAGGAGUCAGCAGGUUGUGGGGGAGUUUUGAGGACUGCAGAUGGUCACGUAGUAUCAAUGUUCUUUGGACCGGUAACAGAGGUUAACUCUGAUUAUGAGGAGCUGGUAGCAAUUAAAAAUGCACUAGAGGUUUUCACUGAAUCUUGCUGGUGUGGAAAGUCUGUCCUGAUUGUAGAAUCUGAUUCUAAAAUAGUCCUGAAUUGGGUUCAAAAUUCAUCUGUUCGACCAUGGAGGUGGGGAGCUACGUUUCAGGAAAUUGACGUUAAUUUUCUGAAGAUAAUUGAGAUCAGGUUUGUGUUCUCGCCUAGGACUACCAAUAACAUGGCUGAUUUCUUGGAAAAGUUGGGGUCGACCAGGAAAAUUAUGUUCAAGGCUGCCAUGGCUGCUUUGAAAUUGAUAAGUGUGGAGGAAAUUGUGGACGUGGUGGCAAUGACCACAACAGCAGUAGACGCUAGAGUUAAAGAUGCUAUAACAACAACUUUCUCCUUGGGCUCGAGCGUUGGUGUUUGCACCGUUGUUUCGCCCUGCAGUCUCUCAGUGCUGCCUACCAACUCAACAAGGCUUUCCUGUAGGUUGCCUUCUUAA